AGUCAGGUAACCACCGGACAGACCGACUAUAUUCCUCCUCGCAAAAAAGAAGCGCAGGAGAGCGCCGAAAGGCAGGACUGUUUCACUUUUUGAAGCGAUGCUGCGACUUUCUGUUUGAUGCGGACUUUAUAGUGCUUUCAACAACAACAAAAAAAAAAGUUUCAUACAGUUUACGACGCGUUGUCCAGCCUUCAUGUGACGACUGUCAAAUUUUGGGGCCAGCUUAGCGCGGAGGCUACUCAGGUGUUCAGCUACGCUACCCGGGGAAGUUUGCGUCGCAUUUUUACUCUUCUUGCUGCAAAAUUUAUUGAGCCGGAAGGAGGGUUGCUCUUUUUUUUUUUUUCGCUCGCAAUUUUUGACUUUUGUACUUGGUUUCAUUCAGCUUACCUAGUGUGUUGGAUUUAUAAUAUCAAGAGGGCAAGUCUGAGCUCGCGCUCUCCUGGAGCCCUGAUGAGACACAAGCCGCCACUCCCCACGGAGAGUUAUACUGUGCCAGGAUGGAUGAGGCUGAGAAAUACAAACAACGUAUUGAAGCCAUUGCUGAGAAGCGUCGUUUGCAGGAAGAGCAGGACAGAGCCAGGAGAGAGGAGGAGGAUGAGAAGCUCAGACUCCAACAGUUCAAGAGGAAGUCACUGAGAGACAAGUGGCUGAUGGAAGGAGCUCCUUUGUCCCCAACCUUUCUGGACACUCAGACCCCUCGCUCCCCUCCGUGGGUCACCCAGGCCCAGAAUAUGGAAAAACACAUUGAAAAGUCACAGUCAGAGAAUCGGCAGCUGGCAGAGGAGCAAGAGAAGCUGGUGAAACAGACAGAGGAUGGCCAAACGGAAGCUUUUAAAGUGUCACAGGCUGGUGAAGAAGUGGUCAGUGAUGUUGCACGGAAUGGAGAAAACAAUUCAACUGGAUCAGAUACAACUGAAGAUGAUGUGGCGGUAAACCAAGGGGCACCACUGGAUGAAAGUGAAGUCGUCGUAACCAAUGGUGGGGAAAACACUGAUUACAGUGCUUCAGAUCAAAAUAAUCAGUCACUCGCUAAUGGGCCAACCGGUGAUGGUGUUAUUAGUAUGGAGAUGGAAACAAAUUUGGGCGUUUCUAAGGCUGAUCCUGUCAAGGUUCCAAAUACCAAUGUUAAGAAGGAGGAGGAAGAAGAAGAAGGGACUCUGGUGAUGAGAGCAGAAUGUAUCUUCAUCACAGAUGAUGGGGAUGAUGUCCCUGGAGAGGUUGUAUCCCAGGCAGAUCAACAGGAGCCUACACAGUCAGAUAAAGUCCUUCUGCCAAAUCCAGAAGCAGCCAAAGAGGGAGGGGAGGCUGUGGAGGAGAAAGUACAAACAGAAACUUUUACAGAGUCAGAGAAGAGCGAGGCAUUUGGAAAUAUAGAUGGUAGCAUACAGGAAAAUCCAGGUGAAGGUGGAAAGGUCAAAGCUGAGGACCAGGACAAAGAAUUGGAAGAGCCAACCUGUGUGCAGUCCCCAACCAAUCCUCUAGAGAGCACUGUGGUAACUUUGGUGCCUGUCUAUACAGAGGCGCAACCUUCUAAUCUCAGUCCUGAGCUUGAGGCUCAGGCUGAAGAUUCAGCAGUAGCACCAGAGGAGCCUGAGUUAGUAUCAAAACCCCAAGAGGCUACCUGUCUGCCUGUUCAGUUCCAGGACGUGCCCCUGACUGAUGCCCAAGAGAACCAAAGAACAGAGGAUGGGCCUGGGGAACAGGAACCCCUUCUGUUGAACACCAAAGCCCCCAGCACCAUGGUAGAGCCAGCAGGCACUGACAGCCCAGCCAGCGUAGAGGCACAGAGCCCAACCAGAGCUAGCCAGGGAGAGGUGAUUGAAUCACCCAAACCCAAAACCUGCCUCUGCUGCUCUGUCAUGUAAAUGCUCUCUGUACAUGCAUUUCCUCUCAACAUCUUCACUCUGCCAGUAUCUUUCAGCCUGUCACUCGGCUGUUCAGUUCAUAACAAUUACUUCCCUCAUCUCUCUGUUAUAUGCAUCCAUCUGUUUUUGAAUCAGAAUGCCAGAAAGCUGCUUCCCUUUCCUCUACUAUCCUCUGCCAAGAUUCCUUGUAUUCAUCUUAAAAUUUCCUCAUCCCCCAUCUCAAGCUUUGAUGCUGCAACAGGAAGUGUGCUCACUCCGACAUGAGGAGGGGAAUCUUAUGGACUGAACUAGUUUUAAAGUGUCUUGUGGAACUACACUUUUAAAUUUCUCUCCACACUUUGUACAAACAAAUGAAAAACAAACACUUAAUGUUAUGGGCCACACUGUUUUGAGUUUGAUAUAAUUUUCUUGGUUAGCAGAUCAGACAUCCAAUCUACAUAAAAUUCAGAAAAAAAAAUGACCUAAUAUUUGUUUUGCAUCUUUGUUCAAUUUGGUAAUCUGAGUUUAGCUGGAAAAUUGCAAUGAUAUGGAAAGGUUCACAAAGUUCUGGAGAUAUUCUAUUUUAAUGACAUAAAGCUGAACUGUUAUUGUUUUAGGCCUUUUAUUCAAUAUGUUUUUAAUCCAACUACAAGAGCCUGAACAUUUUUAUUUCCUCUGUAGGAACAGGUUUAACAGUACACUGACUCUUGGUAUGAAAUUGUCAUUUAUAAACAGUGUGCUCCAUUGAUAGUUUAAAAAAUAUUACCUGAAAGUAUGAUGCAUAUAUAUAUAUAUAUAUUUUUUUUUUUAAUUCUUAACAGGGAAGCUCUGAAAUUCACCAAAUAACUGUUACAAAUGUAUAUACUGUAUACAAAAAGUGUGUAUAAUUUUUGAAACAAUUUAGUGA
This is a messenger RNA of Archocentrus centrarchus (flier cichlid), 2751 nucleotides long. It is a transcript of the gene palm3, whose product is annotated as paralemmin 3. NCBI's taxonomy places the organism in Eukaryota, Metazoa, Chordata, Actinopteri, Cichliformes, Cichlidae. The coding region runs from base 498 to 1865 and encodes 455 amino acids. The transcript has 9 exons. The record is from RefSeq and is a predicted model, not a curated record.